Molecule: messenger RNA, 546 nt
Organism: Punctularia strigosozonata HHB-11173 SS5
Lineage: Eukaryota; Fungi; Basidiomycota; Agaricomycetes; Corticiales; Punctulariaceae
Exons: 2
Coding region: 1-546 (181 amino acids)
Source: RefSeq, a predicted model, not a curated record
AUGCCUCCCGUCACCAUCCGGAACGACGCGUCGUCCACCCUGAACGUCGCCCGCACGCUCGGCGCCCCGCUCGCGUGGCGCAACUCGCUGCAGCCCGGCGAGUCAUGGACGCACGAGUCCGCUCCCUGGUCGUAUACCUUCGAGAUCCGCCGCGACCUCGGCGAUGUCUCCCAAUUUUCCCUUGAAGACUCCCUCGACGCCGCAGGCACGAUCGGCACCGCGGUCGCCGCCGGCGUCGCGAGCGUCGCGACGGGUGCUCUCGGAGCUUUAGGCACGCUCUAUCAACUACUAUCAGCACUGUGCAUCGAGAUCCUGACUGGGGGAGACCGCUUAGGCACGCUCUGGGGGUGGCCCGCCGCGGCGCCCAAGGCCGCGUUCGGGGCCGCCGGAUCGCUCAUGCACGCGGCCCACCUCCACGGAGAAAAGUGGGGCGAGGAAGCGCCUGGCUUCGUGCACCGCGCGCACUGGGUCGGGAUCGGUUUCGAGCCCAAGACGUUCGUGAUCCGCGAGAUAGGGGGUGCGUUCCGCUUCGAGGAAAGUGGGUAG